ACACCCAGCAAGCGCAGUGCGAAAGGGUGCGAGUCACUUCACCUGAUGACAUGCAUCAACAUAAAAACCAUUCCGUUUGCCUUCAUUGUUGAACAAAGCUUCUUCCUUUUAAGGGGGGAACUUUGAACCCGCAAAGCUGCUUCUAUGGCGACGAGGCUGCUUCGCAACACUUCCCUUCUCACACGCUCUCUGUUCGUCCCUCAGGGCUUUAAACUAGGAAUAUUCGGCACUUCUCAGAUUUUGAGCUUUUCAUCUAAAGGUAGAAGGCGCUCUAAAUCUGAUGCGAGUGACUCUGGUGAAGAGAACAUGUCUAAGAAAGAGUUGGCCCUUCAACAAGCCCUUGAUCAGAUCACUUCUGCAUUUGGAAAGGGAUCUAUCAUGUGGCUUGGUCGCACUGUCUCACCUAAACAUGUACCUGUUGUGUCUACUGGUUCUUUUGCUCUUGAUAUAGCACUAGGAGUUGGUGGACUUCCAAAGGGUCGUGUUGUGGAAAUAUAUGGUCCAGAGGCUUCUGGAAAAACAACUCUUGGUUUACAUGUGAUUGCAGAGGCACAGAAGCAUGGAGGCUAUUGUGCAUUUGUUGAUGCUGAGCAUGCUCUUGAUAGGACACUUGCAGAGUCUAUUGGUGUGAAUACUGAGAACUUGCUUCUCUCACAACCAGAUUGUGGUGAACAAGCACUUAGUCUUGUGGAUACCUUAAUACGUAGUGGUUCAGUUGAUGUAAUUGUUGUUGACAGUGUGGCAGCUCUUGUUCCUAAAGGUGAGCUUGAUGGGGAGAUGGGUGAUGCUCACAUGGCAAUGCAGGCUAGGUUGAUGAGCCAGGCUCUUCGAAAAUUGAGCCACUCCUUGUCACUUUCUCAAAGUAUAUUGAUUUUUAUAAACCAGGUGAGAUCAAAGCUUACUACUUUUGGGGGUUUCGGUGGGCCCACUGAAGUCACUUGUGGUGGUAAUGCAUUGAAAUUCUAUGCUUCUGUGCGGCUAAAUAUCAAGAGAAUAGGGUUUGUCAAGAAGGGUGAAGAGAUUUUAGGAAGCCAAGUUCUUGUCAAGGUUGUGAAGAACAAGCUUGCCCCUCCAUUUAGAACUGCUACAUUCGAGCUUGAAUUUGGAAAGGGUAUAUGUAGAGAAGCAGAGAUUAUAGAGUUGAGCGUAAAACACAAACUGAUCACAAAGGCUGGUGCAAUGUAUUACUAUAACGAACAAAAUUUCCGCGGUAAGGAUGCCCUUAAGAAUUUCCUGGCUGAGAAUUUUAGUGCAUUAGAAGAACUAGAAAUGAAGCUCAGGGAGAAGCUUCUCAAUGCUGAGACAGAAAAGGUGCCAGAGUCAGAUGUAAUUAAUGGAGAUGUUACGGAAGAAAUUGCCACCCUUGAUUCUACUGACGAAGAAGCCGCAGCUGUUGUAGAAGCAUGAUUUUGUGAAUGCAUGGCUAACUCUAUUUUCCCUGGCUCAAUAUGGACCCAUGUGAUUUAUGUAUGCUAUGGCCUAUGGCCUGAUGAAUUGGCCAUAAAAUGGUCCACUCAAAUGAAGAAGGUCCUAAAAAGCGAAAGAUGCCUCGAAUACUUCUGGUUUGGAAUCUCAUCAUUCUUGCUUGCGGUCAAAUGUUCAAGUUACUUUACCACCUGUAAAUUGAGUUUUUUUUUUUUGGUCAUUUUAUACAGGCCGAGUCAUAUGGGACAUGUAAGGUAAGAAAGGACAGGACUAACUGGUUAGGAAUCAAGGUCAUCAUUACUCCAGAGUUGAGUCAUCACCAAUUAUUUGUAAGGAUUUUGCUAUGCAAUUUGUAUAAUGGUGCAUAU
Messenger RNA from Gastrolobium bilobum, 1793 nucleotides. RefSeq names its product DNA repair protein recA homolog 3, mitochondrial. The transcript has 8 exons. NCBI's taxonomy places the organism in Eukaryota, Viridiplantae, Streptophyta, Magnoliopsida, Fabales, Fabaceae. The coding region runs from base 145 to 1407 and encodes 420 amino acids. The record is from RefSeq and is a predicted model, not a curated record. Gene Ontology annotation, biological process: DNA repair. Gene Ontology annotation, molecular function: ATP binding; ATP hydrolysis activity; single-stranded DNA binding.